ACUAGUUGAGACGAUUGAAAAUUUGCGUUGUGUGUCGAGUAUUGCGUAUUACGUUAUUUUUUUUAACAAAAUUGCUAUCUAAAAUUGUGAGAAGAAAUUUUUAAAGAUGGGAAAGGGAUUCAAUAAUUACAUGUGCAAAAAAUUCUUUCAUCCGGCAUCACGAGACAAUUUGAAGCGAGUAUGGAUGGCAGAACAACAAGCAGAGGCAUACAAGAAGAAACAGGAGGAGCUGCGAGUGCAGUAUGAGAAGGAGCAAGAUCUUCAUAAUAACAAGGCGCUACUCAGCAAAGAAAGUAAGGAUAAACUUAGUGUCAAUUUUAUGUAUGAACCACCUCCCGGAGCAAAGAAAGAGCGGGAAAAGGAAGACAACGAGCCUGAGUACAAGUUUGAAUGGCAGCGGAAAUAUAAUGCUCCAAGAGAGAGCUACUGCAAAGGGGAUAGUGAAAUUCGUGAUCAACCCUUUGGUAUACAAGUGAGAAAUGUACGGUGUAUCAAAUGUCAUAAAUGGGGACACAUAAAUACAGAUAAGGAGUGUCCAUUGUACAGUCAAGCAAUGAGUGUUGUAAUGGCAAAUAAUUCGCAGACGCCAUCUGCCCCAGACACUAUGACUCUUGUGCAACAAAUGCGAGAAGAUGGUCUAGCUUUGAAAAAAUCUGCAUUGGAUGCACAACAACAUUUACGAGUUCCAGAACACGAACAUCUUAUGGUUUCUGAAGACGAGGAACAAUCAGAAUUGUUAUUUUUAAAAUCUCUAUCAAAGAAAGAAAAGAAAAAAUUAUUAUUGAAAUUACAGCUUUUAGAAAGAAAGAAACUUAAAAAAGAUAAAAGAAGAUUAAAAAAGAUAAGAAGCAGUAAUAAGAAGUCUAGUAGUAAUAGUAGUAAUACUAACACCAACAGCAGCAGCAGCAGCAGUAGUAGUAGUAGCAGUAGCGGUAGUAGCAGUGAUAGUAGUAGUAGUAGCAGUAUUGACUCGGAAGAUUUUCAUUCCAAGAGGGACAAAAAAAAAAGGAAAAAAGCCGACUUUAAAGAAGAGAAUAUUUAUAAGAUUUACAAACAUAAAAGGAAACGGAGUCAUGACAAACACAACUACCAUAGAAAUGCUAAACAUGAUAAACAUAAGGAUCGUCAUAAUAGAAAGAAAAAAGUUAAACACUGCCAUAAGGAUAGAAACAAUUCAAAACAUAAUAAAAUGCAUAAAAAGUACCAUAAUUAAUCACUUUAAUAAUACUCGUUAAAUGUAACUG
Molecule: messenger RNA, 1244 nt
Organism: Cyphomyrmex costatus
Lineage: Eukaryota; Metazoa; Arthropoda; Insecta; Hymenoptera; Formicidae
Product: corepressor interacting with RBPJ 1
Exons: 6
Coding region: 107-1213 (368 amino acids)
Biological process (GO): negative regulation of DNA-templated transcription
Cellular component (GO): nucleus
Molecular function (GO): transcription corepressor activity
Source: RefSeq, a predicted model, not a curated record